AUGCCGCCCAUAGCAUCUGUUGCAGUUUCUGGGGGUGGUGCACUUGUAAGUGAAUAUUAUUGUAUUGCUCAGAACAGCAUUGAAACAGACAUUAGAAAGAAAUGUGACAAGUACUGCAGAAUAUCAGAAAAAAUAUGCUCAACAUUUAAAGAAAUGGUUAUUGCUCAAUAUAUUACUAGUGCAUUAUCAAUUUCCGUAUGCAUUUAUCAAAUAUCAACGGAGAAGGAGAGUCAAAUGCAAUUAUUAAUCUACUGUAUUUAUUUAUGUUGUAUGAUGACUCAACUUUUCAUUUAUUGUUAUUUCGGCAAUGAAGUGACAAUACAGAGUCAAAGUUUGAGAACCUCGAUUUUUCAUAUUGACUGGUCACUACUAUCGUUAGAAGUAAAAAAGGAAUUAUUAAUUAUUUUUAUUCGCACGUCUGUACCUAUUGAAAUGUUCAAAGGAGUAUUUAUGACUCUAACACUAGAAUCCUUUAUAAAUAUUCUAAAGGUUUCUUAUACAGCCUUCAAUGUACUCAGAGAUUCAGCGUGA
This is a messenger RNA of Ceratosolen solmsi marchali, 531 nucleotides long. NCBI's taxonomy places the organism in Eukaryota, Metazoa, Arthropoda, Insecta, Hymenoptera, Agaonidae. The record is from RefSeq and is a predicted model, not a curated record.